AUGAAGCAAUCAUCUAUUAGCGGAGUGUUACAGAACCGAGCGCACAUGGCGACUGUUCAGUUACAACCUACUACAAAGUGUUCAGCAGGCACCGGAGUGAUACCAGUCGGUGGUCGCGGCGUCGAGUCGGUGACUGCGCGGCGCCGCCCGCAGCGCGCCGUCUCCACGGCUAGGAAGCGAAGCGUGGCUAUAAAUCAUCCGUAA
Molecule: messenger RNA, 204 nt
Organism: Arctia plantaginis
Lineage: Eukaryota; Metazoa; Arthropoda; Insecta; Lepidoptera; Erebidae
Source: the annotation of a GenBank genome assembly